AUGGACGAACCUGCACCCUUGCGCUGGUCGAGCGCAUUACCCGUCGUAAACCCCUCCACGAUAGCGACCAAGAAUCUCCGAGGCGACAAGAUCCUCCUUCCUCAAUCCGCCCUCGAACAACUCCUCGCCGCCGCACGAUCUCUACCUUCGACGACCACACGAUCAGAUCCAUGGUCCGCACACAGCGAUGUCGAUAGCGCGCAACAACUACCGAACCCGUUAAUAUUCCGACUCGUGAACCCAAAGAACAAGAAUGCCGUGUUUGCAGGUAUCAGGGAGUUUUCCGCUACAGAGGGCACAAUGGGCUUGAGUCCAUGGUUAACGGAAGCUCUGGGCAUACAAGAAAACGAAUAUGCGUCUCUAAAAGAAGUUAUAGACUUAGAGCAGGACCCGGCGCAGCUCGACGGCAUUCAAAUCAAGGUCGAGGCGCGACAAUUGCCCAAGGGCACAUACGUGCGAUUCAGACCCUUGGAAGCAGGUUACAAUCCCGACGACUGGAAAGCGCUACUUGAACGACAACUACGAGAGAAUUUUACAACACUUAGCAAAGGUUCAAUGAUAGCGGUUAAGGGCGCGCACGGGGAGGAGUUCAAGCUGCUCGUAGACAAGGUUGCGCCCGAAGGAGAUGGCAUCUGCGUGGUGGAUACCGAUCUUGAAGUCGAUAUUGAAGCUUUGGAUGAGGAGCAGGCACGAGAAACACUACGACGGAUCAUGUCCGAACAGCGAGGGCCUACGGGCAGUUCAACAGGCGGCGAAAUUGAUGUCUGGAAGGCUGUUGAUGGGCAAGUUCUUGAGGGUGGAUACGUCCACUACACGCUUCCUUCAUGGAACAAAUCGCAAGCGCUCGCCAUCGAACUGAAUACCGACGAAGAAGACUAUGCGCUUGAUUUAUUUGUUACCCCAAAUUCUCCUCGACAGCGGGGUCAGCCGCGGGAGGGCGUACAUGUCUUUGGGGACUUUUCACCUACAAUUAACGGCGUCAAGAGGAUCGUGAUAAGUCCUACCAAUGUCGAACUCGAGGGCGCGGAACAGAUUGCGAUAUCGGUACAUGCAUACAGACACCCAGAUGCCAUGGAUGGGCCGGAAAAGACAUUACAGUAUACGUUACGAGCGAAAGUGGAUUUACCAGUCGAACAAGGCGCGCCGAACGGAGCAUCGAAUGGAGCCGACGACAAAGAGCGCUCGCCUGAUGAGGAGCAGUGCAGCAACUGUUUACAGUUCAUACCCAAACGAACAAUGAUGCUUCAUGAGAACUUUUGUCGGAGGAAUAACAUUGUAUGCCAAGGCUGCAAAGGCGUCUUCAAGAAGGGUUCUCCGGAAUGGGAGGCACAUUGGCACUGCGACAAAGACGACGCGUUUGGCAACUCGACGAUAAGCAAGGAGAAGCACGACUAUGUCUUUCACACAGAACGACAAUGCCCCAAUUGCGAGUUUUCGACAAAUUCGUUGCCUGACUUGGCGAGACACUGCACGACCGUGUGUCCUGGAAAAAUAAUCCUCUGUCGCUUCUGCCAUCUUGAAGUCCCUCAAGAAGGAGACCCCUUCAAUCCCAGUCCAGAGGUACUCAUGUCUGGAUUAACAGCCCACGAAUUAGCAGACGGCACGCGCACAACAGAGUGUCACCUAUGCGAUAAGAUCGUUCGUCUAAAAGACAUGGAGACACAUCUCAAACACCACGAGCUCGACAAGGUAUCCCGUUUAAAACCACCAGUAUGCCGCAACGCCAACUGUGGAAGAACAAUGUUUGGCGUCGGAUCAAGAGGCCAAGUCCGCCAAGCUCCAUCCGAGGACCAAGCCUCCAACGAUAUUGGUCUUUGUUCUAUUUGUUUUGGUCCACUGUACGUUAGCAUGCACGACCCCGAAGGCAAAGCCCUCAAGCGCCGCAUCGAAAGACGCUAUCUAGGUCAACUCAUGACGGGCUGUGGUAAGACGCACUGCGCCAACGAGUGGUGUAAAACAGGGCGGGUUAAUGCAGGUCUUGAUGCGAAGCCUUCGAGCGCGAGGGAGGUGUUGCCAAUGGUGAAGCCGCUGCUGGCUGAUGUUACGGAUAUGAGUAAGGCGUUGUACUUUUGCGUGGAUGAGGGGAGUCAGAGGGGGAGGAAGCUGGCUGAGAUGAUGGCGGGUGAGGGGGUUUGGGAUGUUGAGUGGUGUAUUGCUGCGGCGGAGGCUGAAAAGGGGAGUUUGGAUAGGAUGAGGGAUUGGUUACAGGCUUGGGCGCCGACGAGGUAG
Messenger RNA from Fusarium pseudograminearum CS3096, 2229 nucleotides. RefSeq lists its product as uncharacterized. Gene Ontology annotation, molecular function: polyubiquitin modification-dependent protein binding. The transcript has a single exon. The record is from RefSeq and is a predicted model, not a curated record. Bases 1 to 2229 code for a protein of 742 amino acids. Gene Ontology annotation, cellular component: VCP-NPL4-UFD1 AAA ATPase complex. Lineage: Eukaryota; Fungi; Ascomycota; Sordariomycetes; Hypocreales; Nectriaceae.